This is a messenger RNA of Grammomys surdaster, 1391 nucleotides long. RefSeq names its product free fatty acid receptor 4 (gene Ffar4). Bases 49 to 1134 code for a protein of 361 amino acids. Gene Ontology annotation, biological process: G protein-coupled receptor signaling pathway. Gene Ontology annotation, cellular component: membrane. NCBI's taxonomy places the organism in Eukaryota, Metazoa, Chordata, Mammalia, Rodentia, Muridae. The transcript is spliced from 3 exons. The record is from RefSeq and is a predicted model, not a curated record. Gene Ontology annotation, molecular function: peptide binding; G protein-coupled receptor activity.
CGCAGAUGAGCGCUCUCUCAGACAGCGGCGGGCGGCCGGGCGCCCGGCAUGUUCCCUGAGUGUGCGCGGACGACGGGCCCUGGCCCCUCGCGCAUCCCCGACCAAGUCAAUCGCACCCACUUCCCUUUCUUCUCCGACGUCAAGGGCGACCACCGGUUGGUGCUGAGCGUCGUGGAGACCACCGUCCUGGGGCUCAUCUUUGUUGUCUCGCUGCUGGGCAACGUGUGUGCCCUGGUGCUGGUAGCGCGCCGUCGGCGCCGUGGGGGGACUGCCAGCCUGGUGCUCAACCUCUUCUGCGCGGAUUUGCUCUUCACCAGCGCCAUCCCUCUAGUGCUCGUCGUGCGCUGGACUGAGGCCUGGCUACUGGGGCCGGUCGUCUGCCACCUGCUUUUCUACGUGAUGACCAUGAGCGGCAGCGUCGCGAUCCUCACGCUGGCCGCGGUCAGCCUGGAACGCAUGGUGUGCAUCGUGCGCCUGCGGCGCGGCUUGAGCGGCCCGGGGCGGCGGACGCAGGCGGCGCUGCUGGCUUUCAUAUGGGGCUACUCAGCGCUCGCCGCGCUGCCCCUCUGCAUCUUGUUCCGCGUGGUCCCGCAGCGCCUUCCCGGAGGGGACCAGGAAAUUCCGAUUUGCACAUUGGAUUGGCCCAACCGCAUAGGAGAAAUCUCUUGGGAUGUGUUUUUUGUGACUUUCAACUUCCUGGUGCCAGGACUGGUCAUUGUGAUCAGUUACUCCAAAAUUUUACAGAUCACGAAAGCAUCGAGGAAGAGGCUUACGCUGAGCUUGGCGUACUCCGAGAGCCACCAGAUCCGAGUGUCCCAGCAGGACUACCGGCUCUUCCGAACACUCUUCCUGCUCAUGGUUUCCUUCUUCGUCAUGUGGAGUCCCAUCAUCAUCACCAUCCUCCUCAUCUUGAUCCAGAACUUCCGACAGGACCUGGUCAUCUGGCCGUCCCUUUUCUUCUGGGUGAUGGCCUUCACGUUUGCCAACUCCGCCCUAAACCCCAUUAUGUACAACAUGUCGCUGUUCAGGAACGAAUGGAGGAAGAUUUUUUGCUGCUUCUUUUUCCCAGAGAAAGGAGCCAUUUUUACGGACACGUCUGUCAGGCGAAAUGACUUGUCUGUUAUUUCCAGCUAACUAGCUGCUGGUGCCAGGUAACCACGGUGUGCAUGUAAAGGGAGUUAACUUCAGGGAAAGCCCACCAGUGCACUCUGCUUUAAGAAUAUCCAACUUCCAACAGCAUGCAUCUACAGGGCCAGCAAAUUAAGGAAUGAUCGCUCAGUAUAAAACUAUUUUUCCUUAAAAGAACUUUCUAUGGGUUCCUUUUGUGAACUUUUUUAGUGUGUUUGUAAUAUGAUUGAGUUAAUAAAUUUUUAUUUAUAACUGUUCCUACA